CGGCGUGGCACUCAGCGAAAAUAAACAUAGUUACAUGCUCUAGUCUAUCGUCCUCCUAAAUAAAAGCAAAGAUGUCGUCCGUUCAGUAUUUAAGGCACUUCGUGAACGAGAGACUCACUGCUGCCGCUGAGGAAAUAUUUGGUGUGUUUGAAAGAACGAUCAUUGAGUACCAGGAGGAGCUUCAGCGUCAACGUCGAAUGGUGGACAACCUCAGCACUCCCCAAAUAAAGUUGGACAGGAUAGAGGUCCAACAUGAGGAAAAGGAGCAGAUUUGCACUGACCAGAAGCUUUAUAAGCAAGAGGAGGAAUCCUCCGUGGGCCAAGAUCAACCAGAACCUCUACAGGAUGUGGUCUCCAGACACGAAAUGCAUUUAGAAAUACAACAAGUUGAUGAGGAACCGCAGCAUCUUGCUGACCAGCAGCUUUAUUGGCAGCAGCAAAAUUCUUUUGUGGACCAAGAGGAGCCAGAGCUUCAGCGGAUUAAAGAGGAGCCCGGCACCAGUCACAAGAGAGAAGAACUGGAUGCUUUCUUAUCCAUCCCUGUCCUCGAUGACAGUUACAAGAGCGGGGAUGCCAUCCCAUACUCGAGUCCUGUUGGAAGUCCAUCAGAGGACGCACGUGCACACAAUGAGAUGAACAGAAAGUCUUUCAGGUGUGACUAUUGCGGAAAAGCAUUUGGUUUCAGGUGCAAGCUCAAAAGACACAUGAUGACCCACACUGGGGCGAAGCCCUACUCCUGCAAGACGUGCGGCAAGGGAUUUAACCAAACGUCCAACUUGAAGAGACAUUUGUUGAUCCACACGGACGAGAAGCCGUAUGCCUGCAAAACAUGCGGAAAGCAAUUCAGGAAUUCGCACGAAGUCAUCACUCAUGCCAGAACUCACACGGGCGAGAGGCCGUACCCUUGCAACACCUGCGGGAAGAGGUUCACUCAGCUGUCAAUCCUCAAGCGACACGUCAUGGUGCACACCGGGGAGAAGCCGUUUCUCUGCAACACGUGCGGCAGAAGUUUCGGCGACUUGUCGGUGCUGAAAAGGCACGUGAUGGUGCACACGGGGGAGAAGCCAUACGUGUGCGACAUCUGCGGUAGGAGGUUCCGCGCCAAUAGCAACUUGGGCAUUCACAGAAGGAGGGUGCACGCGGCGAGGACUUCUCAUGAGUAGGCCCGGUUCUUGGACACUUGAAAUUGGAAGAACUUCAAGUUCAUCAUGGUAUGGCCUCCCAACAGACAACUUUGCAUUUGUUUAUCCAUUCAUCCAUUUUCCUAAGACGCUUAUCCUCACAAGGGUUGCUGGUGUGCUGGAGCCUAUCCCAGCUGUCAACGGGCAAGAGGCAGGGUACACCCUCAACUGGUUGCCAGUCAAUCGCAGGGCACAUGGAGACAGACAAAAGUCACACUCACAAUCACACCUAGGGGCAAUUUUGUGUGUCCAAUUAAUGCUGCAUGUUUUUGGGAUGUGGGAGGAAACCGGAGUGCCCAGAGAAAACCCACACAGGCAAGGGGAGAACAUGCAAACUCCUCAGAGGGAGGAUUGAACCCAGGUCCCCAGAACUGUGAGGCCACCGCUUUGCAGCUGUGCCACCAUGCCACCCGCAUUUGUUUUUUAUGUAUCGGAAAGCUAUGGAAUUUAUUUCCUCAAAAAGAAAUGAAAUCUCCAAAUUUUAUGGUUGUUUACUAACAAUGGACACAAAAUCAAGUCAAAAAUCAGAGGUGAUGAAAGUACUCAAACUCUGAUCAGUUUGCAGUAUUACAACUAAUAGCAAUUAUAAAAACAGUGGUACCUCUAUUUACAAAAGUCUCUACUAACAAAUUAUUCAGGUUAUGAAAAACAUCCCCGGAAAAUAUUUGUCUCCCGUUGAGAAAUGUAUAAUUUUGAAUUGAUAACUAUUUGAACCGUUGUUGACCAAAGCCACCCCCCUAUCUAAUAAAUUGUUAGCCAUGUUUACGGCGUUGAUAGCACGACUUAUAAUGGAGUUAUCCUAACGCAAAGGUUUUUAAGAUUUAUUCUUAGAAUGUACAAUCAAUUAGAAAUUGAGAAGGUUACAAACUCAUUUGUCAAGGAUAACUUCCCAGUUCUGCUUCAUUUCCAAAUCCCCUCAUCUGCCUGAGGUCCCUACACUUUGCUUCUGUUUGCAAGUCUUAUGUGGAGUCAUUCGCUAACAAGGGAUUUUUAUUUUUUAUUUUCUAAUUUCCUAGAAGUGCAAUUUCCCUCAUGGUUUCAGGAAAUCCCCCAAGUCCAUUGUAGCAGGUCUGUGCGAUGGUGUGAGGAGUUACCUGGUAGCAUCCUGUUAGCCAGGCCCUCUUAUCUCUGAAUGGUUGUUUUCCUUUGGGUGUGGUGGUUUCCUAAAGAUGGCAUGCUUUGGCAAUUUAGACAUCCAUUGAGUUGUCACGCUGUGGCGACCCCUAAUGGGACAAGCCGAAAGGAAAAGGAGAAGAGCAACUCUCUAACAGGGACAUGGUACAAAAGUGUCAAAUUCAUUUAAACAGUAAAAUACAUUUUUUUUUUCUUGUCAAGAAAAAGCCCCUUUAACAGCUACUUUUGUUUGACCCAGUGUUGUAUUUAGUUGGUCUAUAUUUGGCUUACCCCUCACCACUUUUCCUGUGAUUAGUUGCCUACAUGUCAAAGACCCAGUUGGUAAACACACGUAUGUGAAAUAUACUCCCUAAGCUGCGCAAUUGCACAUUUGCGCACUUGUCACACACUCUCAGUGCACAUGAAAACUGAUCCAGCGCAGUGAACCACAGCAUUUUUUUUUUUUUAAAAACACGGCAACACACGGUUCGAACUACCAGCUGCUGCUCGGCCAUGGGGCCAAGCACUGUACUUCCUAGUUUACCUGAAACCGCCCCCUCCGCUCUUAAAGGGGUACACUCAUAAUUACAAACACCGCCCACCACCAGUGCUUUAGUUAGCGACACUGUCUGGGCAACGUGAACCAAGAGAAACGGAUGGGGAUAUGAUUGUAGGUUUAAAAAUUAAAAAAUGAAACACAGUUGGAAGCGACCUUUCAAAUUCAUAGUUGGCUUGGUUUGGUUAGCAAUGCAUUUUUGUUGUUGUUGACAUUUUCAUUGUAAGUUUGGAAAAACAAAAUUGUUCUUAAAUGUUCUGAUGGGAAUGUAAAUGCUGUAAUCUGAAUCUGUUAAUGGGCCAUGUAGCUUCAACGGAUGACACUGAACU
Molecule: messenger RNA, 3179 nt
Organism: Syngnathoides biaculeatus (alligator pipefish)
Lineage: Eukaryota; Metazoa; Chordata; Actinopteri; Syngnathiformes; Syngnathidae
Product: zinc finger protein 664-like
Exons: 3
Coding region: 72-1163 (363 amino acids)
Cellular component (GO): nucleus
Source: RefSeq, a predicted model, not a curated record